AUGUCAGACGUUAAAGGAUACAUUAUUACGCUCAAGGAAGACACACCCGACUCGACUGCCGAGUCAAUCAAGAACAAAAUCAAGCAGAUUGGGGGCAAGAUCACCAACGAGUUCAGCUUGAUCAAAGGGUUCGCGGUGCAAUUGCCUGUUAUUCAUGCUGAGAGCUUGGGCAAGGACCACCCCGAGAUCGCCAACGUCGAAGAAGAUAAGGAAGUCCACACUCAAUAG
Lodderomyces beijingensis is the source of this 228-nucleotide messenger RNA. NCBI's taxonomy places the organism in Eukaryota, Fungi, Ascomycota, Pichiomycetes, Serinales, Debaryomycetaceae. The record is from the annotation of a GenBank genome assembly.